AUGAUGGGGCGCUUCUUUAGUGGUUUGGCCCAGUCAGGAGCCUGGUGCUGCUUCGAUGAAUUUAAUCGAAUAGACAUAGAAGUUUUGUCAGUGAUUGCACAGCAACUCAUCACCAUUAGGAAUGCCAAAGCCGCAAAACUCUCUAGAUUCAUGUUUGAGGGAAGAGAAAUAAAGUUGGUUAUGACUUGUGCAGCCUUCAUCACAAUGAAUCCUGGAUAUGCUGGCAGAACCGAGUUGCCAGAUAAUUUGAAGGCUCUAUUUAGACCAAUGGCAAUGAUGGUUCCAAAUUAUGCUUUGAUUGCAGAGGUAAUCCUAUAUUCUGAAGGAUUUGAAUCCAGUAAAACAUUAGCAAGAAAAAUGACCCAGAUGUAUAAGCUUUGCAGUGAACAGCUCUCUCAACAGGAUCACUAUGAUUUUGGCAUGAGAGCUGUGAAGUCUGUAUUGGUCAUGGCUGGGUCUUUAAAAAGAGAGAACCCAGACCUAAGCGAAGAUGUGGUUUUGAUAAGAGCUUUACGAGACUCCAACUUGCCAAAAUUUCUAACAGAUGAUGCUAUUCUGUUCAGUGGAAUCAUAUCUGAUCUUUUUCCUGGAGUCCAAAUUCCAGAACAUGACUAUGGUAUUUUGCAAUCAACAAUUGUGGAUGUCAUGAAUGGAAAAAACCUUCAGCCUGAAAUCUGUAUGGUUGAAAAAGUGAUACAGUUCUAUGAAACUAUGCUUGUGAGGCAUGGUGUUAUGUUAGUUGGGCCAACAGGAGGUGGCAAGACCACAGUUUACCAAAUACUAGCAGAAACUUUAGGGAAUUUACAAAAACUUGAUUUAGGCAAUCCUUUUUAUCAAGCAGUUAAAACGUAUGUUCUUAAUCCUAAAUCAAUCACCAUGGGUGAAUUAUAUGGUGAAGUUAAUAACAUAACCUUGGAAUGGAAAGAUGGUUUGAUGGCACUAAGUGUCCGAGCAGCUGUGAAUGAUACUUCAGAAGACCAUAAAUGGAUCAUCAGUGAUGGACCAGUGGAUGCUCUUUGGAUUGAAAACUUAAAUACAGUAUUGGAUGAUAACAAGAUGCUUUGCCUGGCUAACAGUGAAAGGAUUAAACUCACACCUCAGAUCCACAUGCUCUUUGAGGUGCAAGAUCUAAAGGUUGCCUCUCCUGCAACAGUCAGUCGAUGUGGAAUGGUGUUUGUGGAUCCCGAAGAACUAAAAUGGAUGCCUUAUGUUAAAACAUGGAUGAAGCGGGUUUCUAAAAAGCUGAAUGAGGAAGCCCAAGAAUAUAUAUUGAACCUUUUCCAACGUUAUGUUGAUGAAGGUUUACAUUUUAUCAACAAAAAGUGCACCCAAGCAAUCCCACAAGUGGACAUCAGCAAAGUUACUACCCUCUGUUGCUUAUUAGAGUCUUUGAUAUUGGGAAAAGAUGGAAUUAACUUGACAAUGGAACAAGUGAAAUUGAACACUGUGCUAUGCCAGACAUUUGUAUUCUGUUACUUAUGGUCUUUGGGUGGAAACCUAAAUGAAAAUCAUUGGGAUUCUUUUGAUACAUUUAUCAGAACACAAUUUGAUGAUAACCCUGAUGCCAGACUUCCGAGUUCUGGUGAUCUUUGGAGCAUUCAUGUGGACUUUGACACUAAACGGAUGGAUCCCUGGGAACGAAUUAUACCUACUUUCAAGUACAGCCGAGAUAUUCCGUUUUUUGAAAUGCUUGUCCCCACAACAGACACAGUGCGCUUUGGGUAUCUAAUGGAAAAACUACUUGCAGUCAAACAUUCAGUUUUGUUUACUGGAAUAACUGGAGUUGGCAAGACCGUUAUUGCCAAAGGAUUGCUAACUAGAAUUCAGGAAUCUGCUGGCUAUGUCCCUGUUUAUCUAAAUUUUUCUGCCCAAACUUCAUCUGCAAGGACACAAGAGAUCAUUGAAUCAAAACUGGAAAAAAAAAGAAAAAAUAUUCUAGGGGCACCAGGAAAUAAGCAAGUUAUAAUUUUUGUUGACGACUUAAAUAUGCCUAGACUGGAUCGCUAUGGCUCUCAGCCUCCCAUUGAAUUACUUCGCCAGUAUCAAGAUUUUGGUGGAUUUUAUGACAGAAACAAACUCUUUUGGAAAGAUAUACAG
This is a messenger RNA of Marmota flaviventris (yellow-bellied marmot), 2097 nucleotides long. Lineage: Eukaryota; Metazoa; Chordata; Mammalia; Rodentia; Sciuridae. The record is from RefSeq and is a predicted model, not a curated record.